AAAUUGUGGUGUCAUAAUUUCUAAGACCAGAAUCCGUUGUCGACAACUUUUGCAAUGAAGUGGAGCAAAGAUGCGCAGAUGGUGGAGGUUCGAAUUUCGGUCCUUCCACUUCAACAGCUACAAAACUGGUCCACUUCCCGGCCACUCCGAAGGUUAAUCCUACUCUCACGCCCUCUCUCGAGACAACAUCCACAAAUUUCCCCGGCUCUGAUUGCGGGUCCAGUCCGAAUUCGCCCGAGUGAAUGUAGCUGUCCCCUUCAUCCAGUUCCUGCAGAAGCUUCCUCGCGGCCGUGGUGCCCAGGCCCACAUCUUUGACCGGCACCUGUUGCUCUAAUCUGAUGCGCGAUUUGGUGGUGCCACACACGGUGAUCACUUCAGGAGUCGCCUCGGAUCCCAAUAGAAGGACGUAGACAUUGGUCCGGUUGAAUGGGUGGAGUGGUGGAAUGCGGUGGGGAGUCUGUAUCCUGGUCGGCACUACGAGGGCUGGAAGAUGGGCGAACCGGUCCUUCGAAGUGGGCGGCUUCAUUUCUCCGUCUGCGAAAGCUGAUUCAUCGUUCAGGGACAUGACAUUCGGCUGCAAUGGGGCUUCAUCAGCCUUCGGAGCUGGUGCAGAGCUCUCUUUGCAACCAGCUGCAGAAAACGAGAGUUUGUACUCCCUGACGUGUAGCCCGAGCGUAACCUCGAGCAUCUGCUCCACUUUCACGUCGAGUUCGUCGUUACUUCCGACAAACUGCGCAUACCCACCGCCAGCUCUGGCCAGGUACUCGACCAGAUCGUGUCAUACAUCGUCGCCGAUCCCGAGAGAGAACACUCUGAAAUCAACACCAGCACAUUCUCUCCUCAUUAAGUUUAUUCUGCAGAACUUAUUCCUCGUCAGAGCGUAAUUCAAGGGACGAAAUGUCCUUCUCACAAAAUAGUCGUCUCUACUGACUGUGUGCACAUACUUCAGUGCGAUAUCGAGAUUCUUCUUGUUGUUAGGCUUGCUCUCAGGCCACAAGAAGCCGAGGGAAUGGUCGUAGGAGCAAAGGUUGAAUUUCACUCCUGCCGGAAGACUCUUCAAGAACAUUGUCAACACAUUUCGCAGAUGCGGUAUCUUAAAUCGUCUGUGAGGUAUGAGGAUAAUGUCAGGAAAGAUCCGUGGAACGUGGUACUUGGAGACCAGAGAGAGUAAGAUCGCCCUUCGGUUGUUGCCGAGUGUUGGAUGAGUUUCCACGAUGGCUUGAGGCUGCCCGAUAUCGGCACUGGACACGAUCAGGAUGAAAUCCUUGUCCAGAGCUGCAUCCUUCUGAGAGAGAGAGACAUAGAGUACCAGCCACAUUAUACUUCAAACUCACUCCAGACUAGCUUGAAUUCACUGUGUGAAUGAAACUCUGCAGAUGCUUGGCCUGUUUAGACCUCCAGUCUACCCCUAAUUGACAUGACGGAGACGACGAGAGGAUUCAUCGCGCUCCAACAAGCAAUUGCUGAUCUCUCAGAUGAAACAGGCACAGUCCCACUAAUUACCGUAACGGUGGAGAAACUCUCCGAUUCUCUCCAGCGGAAAAAAAAGUGCAUUUUGAUGUCACAGACUAAAUAAGUACUAAGAGAGUAUUUCCUUUCCUUACGAGAGAAAGUUGGGGCAUCACAAGAGCUUCGUGAUAACAGGAGAAUAUACUGACGACGGCUUUCCGC
This is a messenger RNA of Marchantia polymorpha subsp. ruderalis, 1671 nucleotides long. NCBI's taxonomy places the organism in Eukaryota, Viridiplantae, Streptophyta, Marchantiopsida, Marchantiales, Marchantiaceae. The record is from the annotation of a GenBank genome assembly.